Messenger RNA from Camellia sinensis, 879 nucleotides. NCBI's taxonomy places the organism in Eukaryota, Viridiplantae, Streptophyta, Magnoliopsida, Ericales, Theaceae. The record is from RefSeq and is a predicted model, not a curated record.
UUUCAAGAUGAUUCAUAGAUUAAAAUUGGGUUGUACAAAUGUCUUGAAAAAAUGGUCCCUGACACUAAUGAGAGGGUGAAGAUAGAUUUGCAAAUUGAUGCAUUCAAGAAUGCAAGAGGACUCUUUGGUAUACAAAAUGCAAUCUUGACUAGAAAAAAGAAAUCUCCAGGGGAUUGGUGGGACUCUUUUGGUGAUGAAUGUCCUGAGUUGAAGUGGUUUGCAAUUAGGGUAUUAAGUCUAACAUGCAGUUCAUCGGGGUGUGAGCGCAAUUGGAGUGCUAUUGAGAUGGUACACUCAAAGCGGAGGAAUCGUUUACACCAAAAGAGAAUGAAUGACUUGGUCUUUGUCAUGUACAAUUUGAAACUGAGACAAAGGCACAAGAAUAGACAAGCAAUCAUGAAUCCAUUAUGUUUGAAUGAUGUUCCAUCAGACGAUGAGUGGAUAACAGAGAGAGAGAAGCCGACUCUUCCAAGAGAAGGAAAUUGGUUGAGUGUGCUUGAUAGGAAUGCUCAACAUGGAUGUCAUUCAGAAGAUGAGGAGGUAGAUGCUCUUGCAAGGGAUUUGGAACAAGCAUGCCGUGACCAUAUUGGAGAAAAUGUCGAUGAAAUUCAUGAAGUAAGUGAUGAUGAUGAUAUGGAUGACAACAUGAAUGCUCCAAGGGAUUUUGAUCAUGACUUUGAUGAUGCUACUAUUGGUGAUGAUGACAUUGAGGAGUUGGGUGACACUGUGGGUGAUGAUGAAGAUGAGGGAGACAAUGAGAUCAACAAUGUUGUUGAUUGUGGCAAUGAUGAUUUCGGCGAUGAAGAUAAUGACUUAUUUUAGUCUCUUAUUUAUUUAUUCUUCUAUUAUUUUAGUUUGUUUUCUUAAGAAUAUCAAUGU